Molecule: messenger RNA, 955 nt
Organism: Daucus carota subsp. sativus
Lineage: Eukaryota; Viridiplantae; Streptophyta; Magnoliopsida; Apiales; Apiaceae
Product: transmembrane emp24 domain-containing protein p24beta3-like
Exons: 4
Coding region: 83-727 (214 amino acids)
Biological process (GO): Golgi organization; endoplasmic reticulum to Golgi vesicle-mediated transport; intracellular protein transport
Cellular component (GO): endoplasmic reticulum; Golgi apparatus; COPII-coated ER to Golgi transport vesicle
Source: RefSeq, a predicted model, not a curated record
UCUCAGUCUGUAUACAGUAUUCCUGUGUCUAUAUAUGAGUCAACUAUAGUUUAGUUGUAACUGGUGCAUCUCUACAUCUACAAUGGAGGAGAGACAAAGAUGGUCAAACAUAGUACCUGUGUUUCUUGUACUUUUUCUCACUUUGGUCCGAGACAUAUCAGCUUUAUCAAUAACAGUAACUGAUGUCGAGUGUGUUUAUGAGUAUGUUAUGUAUGAAGGGGAUACUAUUUCAGGCAACUUUGUUGUUGUUGAUCAUGAUAUCUUUUGGAGCUCUGACCAUCCUGGCAUUGACUUAGUUGUGACAUCUCCCGGGGGUAAUACAGUUCAUUCAGUGAAGGGUACAUCUGGAGACAAAUUCGAACUGAAGGCCCCACGGAGUGGAAUGUACAAAUUUUGCUUUCACAAUUCGUACUCAACACCAGAGACUGUCUCUUUCUACAUACAUGUUGGCCAUAUUCCCAACGAGCAUGACCUCGCUAAAGAUGAGCAUUUAGACCCUAUUAACGUAAAAAUUGCUGAGUUGAGGGAGGCACUCGAAUCAGUUACAGCAGAGCAGAAGUACUUGAAAGCACGUGAUGCUCGUCAUCGUCACACUAACGAGAGCACUAGAAAACGGGUGAUUUAUUAUACAAUUGGAGAGUACAUCUUGCUAGCUAUUGCAAGUGGACUCCAGGUUGCGUAUAUACGACGACUGUUCAGCAAGUCAGUUGCGUAUAAUCGUGUAUAGGGUGUAAUGAAGCUAUACAACUAGUUAUGUAACACCAUAGGAAGUUUCUGUCCUGGUGUCUGUAGUGCCAUGAAGAGAAGUUCACUGAAAUCUUUUUUAGUUUUGUGUACUAUGAAACAGAAUGAUAUGUUCUUAUAAAACUUGUCAUUUUCUUUUCUUUGUAUCAAACUUUGAAAAGAAUAUUAUUCACGGUUGUACUGGAUGAUAUGAUAAUUCAAUUUUGUUUAA